CCUCUCCUAUUUUUAUAGGGAUUAUAUUUUUGAAGAAUUUGAUUUCUGGGGUCCUGCUUGCUGCUUCGGAGAACUCUUAUACAGAGAUUGAGAUUGAGAUUGAGAUGCAAUAGGGUUUGGGUUGGUGACCUGUUUCCUUGAUUUAUUGGGUUCUGCUUCCUUCACAAGAUGGCUAUGGCUGUUGGGUUGGUGAAUGGUAGGUCCUCAUGGACUCAGAGAAGCUUCCCGAAGAACAGAAAGGGGAAGAAGAUGAAUGUUUCUUGUAUUGCUUCUACAGCUAGCUUAACUGAUCAAUAUAGAAAGCUUAGAAUCAAACCUGGUGCUUCUGAAAGCGAGGUCAAGAAGGCCUUUCGCCAGCUCGCUUUACAGUAUCAUCCUGAUGUGUGCAAAGGAAACAACUGCAGUGUUCAAUUCCACAGCAUUAACGAAGCCUACGAUAUGGUGAUGAGCUACUUGAGGGGAGAAGAAACGAACACAGUCGAUCAAUAUGCAUCGUACGAUUAUAACGAUGCAGAUGAGCCAAUGAGAGGGAUGUGCGACCCUGAUUGGGAUAUGUGGGAAGAAUGGAUGGGAUGGGAAGGUGCAGGGAUUCGUGAUUACUCUUCUCACAUCAACCCUUAUAUUUAAUCGGAUCCUCUUCCAUACUCUUUGAUGCUUCCCACGCUCAUCAUAGAGAAUCUCUACCGUCCAUAUUGUUGUUUAUAGUUGCUGAACUUGUUAUAACCUUGUACAUAUUGAGAUUAGAUUUACAUUUUCUGAUAAAAGCCAAAUUUUUGAGGCUUCUCUCUUUGGAAUCAAAGAGAUUCUUCAGAAAUUACAGUUGCUCAAUAAAUAAAAAUAUAAAUUUUCAUA
This is a messenger RNA of Macadamia integrifolia, 852 nucleotides long. Its product is annotated as chaperone protein dnaJ 8, chloroplastic-like. The transcript is spliced from 3 exons. Bases 169 to 627 code for a protein of 152 amino acids. Lineage: Eukaryota; Viridiplantae; Streptophyta; Magnoliopsida; Proteales; Proteaceae. The record is from RefSeq and is a predicted model, not a curated record.